This is a messenger RNA of Apis laboriosa (Himalayan honeybee), 2186 nucleotides long. RefSeq names its product lymphocyte cytosolic protein 2-like. The transcript has 9 exons. The record is from RefSeq and is a predicted model, not a curated record. Gene Ontology annotation, biological process: intracellular signal transduction; cell surface receptor protein tyrosine kinase signaling pathway. Bases 102 to 1826 code for a protein of 574 amino acids. Lineage: Eukaryota; Metazoa; Arthropoda; Insecta; Hymenoptera; Apidae.
GACUGUCAAGAUACCUCGCCCACAAAAAGUAGAUGCAGAUGCGACCGGACGGUGAACACGUGCGACGCUUUUUUGUGACGGACGCAUGAACACGCGGUGCAAUGUUCAAAAAGUUGUCGCGAAGCGACGCCCUUGAGAAUAUAUCCAAUUGGAGCACCAAUGAUGUGUUGUGCCUACUUCGAAAGAACGGUCUGGAUGAAUGUUGUAAAGCCAUUGCAAAACGACAGAUCGAUGGUGACGAAUUAUUGCACUUGACGGAAGGGAAACUGGCGCUGUGGAAGAGUGACCUCACGCGUCCACUGAUAUGGAAUCUUUGGACAUUCGUAGAGGAAAUAAGAAAAACACCAGAAAAAUUUGUAGAAGAAAAGAUUCUUGAAUCUCAAUCAAACGAAGAUCAUUUAAGUGAUACCGGCUCCUGGGGGACUGAUUUCGAGGAUGAAACAAACGAAGAGAAUACUUUAUCAGAAACUCAGAAAAUUUCCGGAUCAAAUUAUGAAUCUAAAAACAAUCAGAAAGUUUUAGAGAACAAUGCAGAUCUUAAACAAAAAGAUAUACAAACAGAGAAAGUAUCGAAGCAAGAGGAAGAAGAAACUUAUGUGAAUUGUGGUCUUACAAUUGACGAGAACACAUAUGCGAAUUGUCAGGAAACUGUGCCAUUGAAGAAUGCGUCCAGAUUGCAUAAUCAAGGAGAAAAAUCGUUAGCUGAACAACUUAAGGAACAAUUGCAAUUUAUAAAUACCAAAAAGCCAAUAAUGGGACCAAAACCUGAAUUAUUGCAAACAAAAAAUGUAGAGGUGUCAGUUUUAAAUCGAACUCAACCUCGGAAAUCGUUUCUUCAUAAUACAAAGGCCAAAUCGAAUAAUCUUACUCAAACGCAAAAAAGAAUGACAGUACCUCCUCCACCACAGCCAAUAAAAAAUAAAGAUCAAAUGGUGAUUAUCGAGAAAUCGAACAAAGAUCAAGCAAAACCUCCUGCAACGCUCAGAAAUCUUGAUCUGGUUGCCAAUUUACCCACAAAGACAGAAGAAAGUGAAGAUGAAUACGAGUCAUUCGAUGAACAAAUAAUUGAACAAAAUCAAAAAAAAAAUAUGUUGAGAGUGGACAGUAAGCAAUCAUUGACUAGUCAUCAAAGUUCUGUGGAAAGUGUUUACCAACCACCAAGUAUUACAAGUUAUGAAGAAGAAGAAGAACAUUAUGAUAUUUAUGAAUCAAUCACGGAAACACCAGACGAUAAUGGAUACUAUUUAAAUCCUAUUCAGAGGACGGCUAAUGUGAAAACACCCCCACCAUUGCCAGCCAAGCCUCCUCAAUCAUCGGCUACCCCCUCUCCAACUCCCUCUCGAACAGAUAUAGAAAAAUUAAAAGAGAGAUCUCCUGAGAAAAAAUCGGCUACAUUACCUCAUUCUAACAGUAAUACUUCUCUAUCAUCGGAAAGGGCUACGAGACCAUUACCACCGCCUCCUGAGAGACAAUCUUACAUUGACAAACCUUGGUUCCACAACGUUACCAGAGAGCAAGCAACAACUCUUAUUAAAGAACAAAGUACUUACGGUAACUCACAAGACGGAUACUUCCUUCUGAGACCAUCCACGACAAACGUGAAUAAUCCUUUGGCUUUGGUCCUUUGGUACAGGGAUAGAGUAUAUAAUGUUCCAGUCAGGAAAAGGCCUGACAAUAGGUAUGCAUUAGGUUCUGCAAAAGUAAAUGAGCAAUCGUUUUCUAACGUGGAGGAGAUCGUGAUGUUUUAUACAAGAGAAGAAUUAGUUCUUCAUAGCGGUGGCGUAGAAAUGGGAAGCACAAAAUUAACGGAUACUCCGCCUAAAUAAAUUUUUAAAAGUUCUCACAAACCAGCUUAUGCAAUACAAACACUGCCUAUUUAAGAAUUUCUAAAAGAAUUUGCAUGUAUUUAUUCAAUAAGUGCCUUUUGUAUAUGAUGAUAAAUCAAUUUCGCAUAUUUUUUAAAGUUAAAAUGCAUUUAUAUAUAUGAAUUGUAACACUCACUGUGAGUAUGUUUAGUAUUUAAAAAAAAAGAAAAAAAAAAUCUCUUAUAAAAUUGCGUGCAUAUUUUUUUAAUACAGAAUUUUUUAGAACAUAUAUAGAACAUAUACAAAUGGUAUUUUUGCUAAUGUUAAAUUUAAAAUUAAAAUUUAAAGAGCAUUGAUGUAUUGUAGAUAUUAUUUUUGUAU